AAGCUUCAUUAGCGGUUAACAAGACUUUAGAUUUAAAUAAAUAUUGUAAAAUAUUGAAAAUAAUUGGCUCCAGAAAUGCACUGAUCCCGAAAAGGUCAAAAUGAUUAUUGUAGGAACACACGUUAAAACGCCCUAAAAAUGCUUGUUGAACAUUUUCCGUGUCUGUAUUAUGACCGAAGCCGUAAAACGCAUGAAAAGCUUUCAAUAGAAAAUACGCCACCAGUCGUAAGUCUUCAUCCGUUCGUAAUACGCGAUUUGGUGGUGGAAAAGCGUUGGAAAAGCCCGUCAUACCUGAAAAAUGCCCUAGCUAUGGAAGAGAAAGCCAGUCCCGGCCCUUCGUACGCCAUCAACACCUUCCUCAACAACUUGGAUUUUGAGAAAGAAGACCGACAAGAUUAUCACAAUUACGCCGAAGAUGACGCCAAUAACGCCUCGAAACGCAAACAGCGGCGCUAUCGAACCACCUUUUCCAACUAUCAAUUGGAAGAGUUGGAACGCGCGUUCCACAAAACCCAUUAUCCGGACGUCUUCUUCCGCGAAGAACUGGCCUUGAGGAUCGACCUAACCGAAGCCAGGGUCCAGGUUUGGUUCCAGAACCGGAGGGCCAAGUGGAGAAAGCAGGAAAAAAGCGUCAAGAACGCCCAAAAUAUCAACAUCCCUUCAGCCUGUUCUACGCCUCUGGAGAGCCCCCUGUUGAAUUUCCCCCCCGAGCAAAGCCCCACUAACUUGUUCCUGGGCCUGGAGUGGCCCUCGAUAGUCCCCCAAGUCCCGUAUCAAAGUGUUGAUAAUAUCAACGAAACCGUUUUAAUAGGCGACCGAAUCGCGGGCAUUCACACCAAUUUAAUAGGGGACGGGAUUUUGUUGGGGGAGGAAGGGAAUCUGGAUUUGAUCCAGAAUGAUCCAGAAAUCGGGAUCGAUCCAGACUUGCUGACCUUGAAGCCGGCCAGGCAUAACAGGAGCGAGGACUGUUGAAAAAUCGGAUUGCUUGUUUGGAAACCCCUGUUUUUGUUGUCUUGUUAUGUAUUCCGAAAUUAAUCAAAUAAACAGUUUUUUGCAA
Tribolium castaneum (red flour beetle) is the source of this 1057-nucleotide messenger RNA. RefSeq names its product munster. The coding region runs from base 139 to 972 and encodes 277 amino acids. The record is from RefSeq and is a predicted model, not a curated record. Lineage: Eukaryota; Metazoa; Arthropoda; Insecta; Coleoptera; Tenebrionidae. The transcript is spliced from 3 exons. Gene Ontology annotation, biological process: regulation of transcription by RNA polymerase II. Gene Ontology annotation, molecular function: RNA polymerase II transcription regulatory region sequence-specific DNA binding; DNA-binding transcription factor activity, RNA polymerase II-specific.